Messenger RNA from Eleginops maclovinus (Patagonian blennie), 4506 nucleotides. RefSeq names its product Smith-Magenis syndrome chromosome region, candidate 8b (gene smcr8b). The record is from RefSeq and is a predicted model, not a curated record. The transcript is spliced from 6 exons. Gene Ontology annotation, molecular function: GTPase activator activity. Lineage: Eukaryota; Metazoa; Chordata; Actinopteri; Perciformes; Eleginopidae. The coding region runs from base 500 to 3253 and encodes 917 amino acids. Gene Ontology annotation, cellular component: guanyl-nucleotide exchange factor complex.
AUGUCAUUGACGUCCAGCCUGGUUUUCCAUGAAGCGCCGCUUUCCCAACAGCAGUGAGCGGCACCGGCCCGGCGUCUGUGUCACAUGGCUCGAUAUGGGUGAAGGGUUUUCAGUUUUACAGCGGUCACCGAGCCAAAAGUAGUUUCAGGCUGAAGUAUGUACACUUACUAUGAAAAACAGGAAAACGAAUCCUUGGACUGAGUCUAUGUAACCGUGUGACUGCCACCCGCUCGGAGUUUCGCUUCUACUUUAAGUUUUCUCCCCACAGCUGUUCCUGGAAACGUGGCUUGUUUACGUGACAGUUGUGAAUGCGUGAACGAUACUUAUUUAAGUUUUUAUUCGGUACAUAUUUCCACCUUUGUUGUAGACAACUGCGCAACAACUCUUCACCUCCCGGGUUGUUGUUUUGGAGUCCCGUGUGAACAGCUGACACACCAACGGAAGUCCAACCCGCCCCGGAGUUGAGCGGAUCCUCCAUGGGACCCAUCCCAGUGUGAGGAUGAUCGGGUCUCCGGACCUGCUGGCCUUCACCGGCACCGUGGGGUUUGGGGAGGGAGAGGAGGAGGAGGCUCUAUCUGAACAACUCUCUGUCCCCCUGUUACCUCCACCGAACCCCUGGACCUCAACCUCCCAGUUCAACAGAGACUUCAUACUGGUGGCUGAAUUCUCAGAGCAGGUGGGACCCAAACCUGUGCUGAUGAUACCGGACGACCCCAGGUUCAUUGGAUCAUUCGACCUCAACCACUUCUCUGUGCGCAUCAUGUCUGUGGACUACCAGGCGUCGGGCCCCGGCCACACCCCUCCUGCAUCCCCCGGCCCCCGUCUCAACUUCAGCGAGGACUCCAAAGUUAUUCUUGGGGAUUCAGCGGAUGAUGCAUUUGCAUAUGUGCAGCACAUGACCCUGUAUGACCUUGAAGCUCGGGGUAUGGUGCGUCCUUUCUGCAUGGCGUACGUUUGCUCCGACCAGAGGAAGCUGAUGGAGAACUUCUCUGAGCUGUCGACAAGCUUCUCUCAGGCCUCCGACAGCCUUAAGACGGGAAACAGACAGGCUUUCUCUUUGGAGCUGCAGAGAAAAUUGCAAGAGCUUGAGUAUACACGGUUGGCUUUGCAUCAGGAGACUGAUUCUCCUCCAAGGAGGGUAAAUGGGUUUACAGAGGAGGGAGAGAAAGCAGAUGAGCUUGAAGCUGUAGAGCAUUCAAUCCUUAAUCAUAGAGACCUCUUGCGCCAGGUCACUUCCUACCCAAACAGGAAUCUGAAAUGUCCUGACUUCCUGCCUUACGACCCAGCCGACUCCCUCAAUGAUACAACAGCAAUACUGCCUCCUGAGCCCGGUUCCUCCACCACCCCCUCCUGCAGGUCCGAACGCCGUCUGAAGCCUCUCCAGGAGCUUUGCAACUCCUACUUCCUGUCUCUGAUGAAGGAGCAACUUGCUGACACAGAGCGACGUCUACGUGGCGAUAGGAGUGUGCUGCGGACGACUAGUACCAUACAGUCGUUGUCCCGGAGGCUCACGCUCACCAACUUCCUGUUUGAGCUUUGGAGGCCAGAGGAGGGAUCUGAGGAAGAGCGAGAGAGCGCUGAGGCCGAGCUGCAGAGGGCGACGGGGAAUAAGAGCGGCCUUGGGGCGUUUCAAUCAGAACCAAUGAGCAUGGAGUCGUUCUGCUCCUGCGUGGAGGAGAUCCCCAUCAAAAUGGAGGCAGGAGAUGCCAGGAUAAUGACCCCUGACCCCAGCGUUGGCACGGAGAUGACGGGGAGUGUGAGCAGCAGCGACAGCAUUGAAGUGCUCGGGACUGAGAAGUCUUAUCAGACCCAGAAUGGAUCUGACAGCAGAGAAACCUCAGUCGGGAUGAAGGACUCCUCUUACAGGCGAGCUGCAGUAGAUUCAGGUGUCAGGCACGGCAGAGUGUACACCAGACGAACAAACAGCGAGGACAGCAUCGAGGUUCUGAGCACCACAGAGUCCAUCUUUCCUGACGACCUCACCGCCAUCACAGAGGAAGAGUCAGAGUACCAAGCUCUUAGUAAUGGCUUUGAGAAAGAGGAGGAAAUACCGGGAGAAUGUAAAUCCAACAAUGUCCUCAAGGAGGAUAACAUAUUGAAUCCAACCUCUUCAGUUACCAAGGAUGAAAACCAAGCGCAGGUUCAGGAAUAUGACGGUCGUGUUGACAGAGAAGAGACCUUAAAGCAAAACACCGUUAGUGGUGAGGUUUUAAUGAAAGAGGAGAAGGUCAUUGAAUGUUUGACGAGCAAUCAUGUGCAUGAAGACAACGGUUCUGAGAAGACGUCCAAACCACUGCCAGAUGAAGAAAUGGUGGAGUUGAUACCUCGCUGGUCUGGAGUCCAUCAGAAGGAGCGGUCGGUGCCUGACCUUCGUGUUAACUUUGCCCCGACUGUAGCUCUGGCAGAAGUCGAUCGGUGGUCUCCGCCCUGUGCUCCUCUCCGGCUGCUGAGCGUCGACGAGGCGUCCGACUGCACCAGCAUCAACGGCUCCACAGACCUGCCGUCUAAAAGUCAAAACGUUCACAGCAUCCCCCACUCACAUCAGAGGAGAAGGAGGAAGGCCGGACUGAGAGCCCUCAGGUUCCUUAAACAGAACUCCUUCUCCCAGCAUGCCUUGUUUUGUCUCCUGAGCGGCCGGCCGCUGGUCGUCAUCGGUGGUGACGAGAGUUUGGUCAGGAAACUGGUGGAUGCUCUGAGUCUCUUCCUGCCGGCUCCUGGUCCUGAUGGGAAUGCUGUGAAGGUGUGUCUGAACACACCGCUGCAACUGACCGACCUGCUCACCUGGAGACUGAUAGGAAUGCACAGAUCAUCCUCCAUCACCUCGGCCAGCAUCAUUCACUCUCUGACUCGCUACAGUCGUUACUUGGCGCUGUUGGACCUGGACCAGAGGACGCUGCGCUGUCCGUCGUACUCCGGCUCUCUCAUCAGCCGACUGGCCGACCCUCACUCCGGCAUCAGCCGGGGCAUCACCUACCUGCUGCACCUGGAGAGCUGCCUGACUGCACUGGCCAGUCAGGCGCUGCUGUGCACCUUUAAUCCUGCGUUACAGCGUCCAAACAAAUCUGGAGGGAAUGAUGCCUCAGAAGAAAAGGACUUCAUGUGGACGCGAGGAUUGUGCAGCAGUGAGAAUGAUUUGAAAGUGAUACACUUCCUGUGUGACCUCAUUAAACAGCGCCAUGCAGGACGUGGACCACCAGUUUUUGGAUUCUCUUACGACUCAAUGCACCUGCAUAAAAAUACAUUUACAGCAUAAACAAAUAAAGGACAAAAACUAGUAGACUAGUCAGGAAGAUAGACUAUAAUAUUACCUACAACUGUGCACUGAUUUAUCUAUAAUCUAAGCUGUGUUGUCCGACACUGAAGAAUCACGCUUUUAUGUUUUUAUCUGCGGUGAUGAUUUUUUUUCUAUGCAUGAUUUUUACUCCAUGAUGGUUUUGGUCAUAUAUCUAUACGUUAUUGGAUACAAAUGCACUAGUGCCCCUCUGGCACCGAAGACUUUUACUUAUGCUGGCAGACUUCACACAUGAAGUAUUCACUUUUAUUGGAGUGUGUUUUUAAAACUGAUGGCUUAUUACUGUUUGACAUGUGAACUGUUUUAAAUUAAGAUAAUUGAGCCGCAUUUAAACAAUGCUUAAUUUAAAGGGACAUUUCAGAUUGUUUGAAGUGGGGUUGUACGAGAAACAUAUCCAGAGUCAGUGGUGGCACAUCCCAGUCUGGAGAAACAGAUUGGUGUACCAGCUUAGAGGCAACGCAUUUACUGCUGAAGACGGGCAGCAGCAAAACCUUUUUUAGUCACCCUCAAAAUCAGUAUCAGUUUGAGUGUGUGCUGUCCUGGUUUUCAAACCAGGAACUAAAACUGUUUAGUACGCUGUCUUCAAUGUCACCAGUCAAAAAGGGAAAUUAGAAUUUCCUAAAUAAGGAAAUUGCUGGUUUAUGCUUCAUACAUCAGUUAGUUUUUGUGUUGCUGUCUCUUUGGUGACAAACUAAACACACCAAGGCAGCACAGUCAAGCAACUCCUAAAAUGACUCUUUAUGACAAUGGGGUCCGGUGGCUCUGAAGAGAGCAUUGAUAACAUCUUCAGAAAAGGGCUAUCUGAUGUCGAGGUAUUUCAAUGAUAAUAUCCUUAAUAUAGCCCUCUCUUCAAUUGACAUGAGUUAUUUUAAGGUGGCUAAUACUUGUCCCUGUCCUUGAGAGCAGAACAUCGCUUUGCUUCAGUGCUGGAGCUCGCUAAACUAAGGAGCGCCAACUACUGUUGGUUUAUACUGACUAUGGACAGGUGCCUCAUAAAACCCCACUUCAUUAAACAGGAAAUGCCGCCUUAAACUCUGAAUAGAAGCUGAUGACAGAGCCUUGUUUAACACUGUACUUUUAUUUGUGUUAUUUGUACUGUUGCAAAUAUGAGCCGAUUUAAAGGUUGCAUGCAUUUACUCUGAAAGUAAAAUCAUAUAUUUGACAUGGGGUUUAAAUGUGAAGCAACAUGAAGCAAUAAAAACACCGCAAACCGU